CCAGUGCCUGCAGGUGGGGAACGCCUACGUCAUCGUCUACUCCAUCACUGACCGGAGCACCUUUGAGAGCGCGUCGGAGCUGCGCAUCCAGCUGCGCCGCGUGCGGCAGGCUGAGGACAUCCCCAUCAUCCUGGUGGGGAACAAAACCGACCUGGUGCGGUGCCGCGAAGUCUCCGUCGAAGAGGGCCGUGCCUGCGCCGUGGUGUUCGACUGCAAGUUCAUUGAGACGUCGGCAGCUCUGCAGCACAACGUGGCCGAGCUCUUCGAGGGGGUCGUGCGGCAGAUCCGCCUGCGCCGCAGAGGCAAGGAGUCCCGCGCGCGCCCUGCAGCUGGCCAGAAGCGCAAGGAGAGCCUCACCAAGAGAGCCCGGCGCUUCCUCGACAGGCUGGUGGCCAGGAACA
Phaethon lepturus (White-tailed tropicbird) is the source of this 401-nucleotide messenger RNA. Its product is annotated as GTP-binding protein GEM-like. Gene Ontology annotation, cellular component: plasma membrane. Gene Ontology annotation, molecular function: GTP binding; GTPase activity; calcium channel regulator activity. The annotation marks the transcript as partial. Lineage: Eukaryota; Metazoa; Chordata; Aves; Phaethontiformes; Phaethontidae. The record is from RefSeq and is a predicted model, not a curated record. The transcript has 2 exons.